UUUGAUUUCCAAUUUUGAUGCCUUUUUUCUAUCUUUAUUAUUAUUAUAUUUGACCCUCAUAAACAAACAACAAUUUUUGGCAUUAGACUUGGCUUGAUCUACUCUUUCAUCUUUACCUGUGUUACUUCUUAGCAACUUGAUCAUCUUCAAUACACCAACUCCACAAGAAACGCAUAUGUAAUAUCAGCAAAUCCAUCUGUGUUUCACUUUCAUCCCUGGUCUUUCUUGCCACUUGUUUGGAUAUCUUAACAUGAGCUGAGAUUCACUCGAGAACCUUUCUGAAAAUAUGUCUUCCUGUGUGGUGAUUGGAAAAGGAGUCGCUUUUUCUGGUAGUUGAACCUGCUCGAGUGAGACGUUGAGCACCUCUCUUCUUCCUUCUGUGGGAGCAUUUUCACCAAGGUUUCUCCACCAAUCCUUGCCCAAUAUUCUCCUCUUCCUAGAUCGUUCUUACAUACCCAGAACACUGAGAAUCGUAUAGUUCCAUUAUCAGGAAUGAAGGGAACAAAGGAAGAUCUGAGAAAAUCUUUAUUCACGUCUGUUGCAAAAUCAACAACAGAGAAUGCCAGACCAAGCAGCAUGGUAAUUAAGAAGGCUAAUACAGUAAUUCCAGCACACAUAGUUGCAGAAGCUAUAUCAACACUCCAUGGCCUAGACCUCAGAUGGUCGGGACCAAUAACCCCAACUGAAAUGCAAUAUGUAGAACAAUAUGUCGUAGCUAAAUAUCCUGAGUACUCGAAUGCCCUUGUAGAAGGAGGAGAAAAGACUGAUCUUUAUGAUCUCUGCAUCAAAGAGAAGCUUUCAGAGCCACAGCCAGACGACACACGAAAAUCACCCAGAGGUGUUUUCCGAGAAACAUUUACACCUUCAUCUGGAAGCAGCCUCCCUGAUCUUGAGAAAACGCAGUUGGAGCCAUCAAGAUUGCUCAAUAUCCUCACUAAGAAAUCCUCUUUCCUCGGGAACUUCAUUUCAAUCCCUGAAAUUCAAGCUCGAAACAAAGUUCUGAAUCACUGUGGAUUACCGGAUGACGAGUAUCUUGUUCUUUUCACUCAAAACUACAAGGAAGCAAUGAUGUUAGUUGGAGAGAGCUACCCAUUCUUCAAGGGGAACUUUUAUUUGACUAUUAUUGGACAAGAAGCUGAUUAUGUAAGGGAAUUCGCAAGCUAUAAGGAAUCAAGAGUGAUCUUGGCACCAGAGACUUGGCUUGAUUUGAGGAUCAAGGGAUCACAACUCAGCCAGUACUUCAGAAGAAAGUGCAAGCACGCUCCUAAAGGACUAUUUUCUUACCCGACUGAAGUGAACGGUACUCGAUAUUCUAUGCAUUGGAUUUCAGAAGCCCAUCGUAACUCAUGGCACGUUCUGCUCGACGCAACUGCGUUGGUGGUGGGUGAAGAUAAGCUGAAUCUCACACUCCAUAGGCCAGAUUUCCUUCUAUGCAGUCUUAAUAAUACAAGUGCUCAUUCUUCAAAGAUUACCUGCCUUUUAGUUAGGAGAAAAUCCUUUGACAUGUCCACAGCUUCAGGUCAAACACAUGAAUAAAAUCUAAAUGUAAACCUGUGAGAGUAUACAAGUCUGCCAACAUGGUUAAGGAAAUGAAUACUCGCACUUCAUAAGGAUAUAAACAACUGCUGCUAAUUUUCAUCUAUACUGCUUUUAAAUUGCAUGAUA
Molecule: messenger RNA, 1665 nt
Organism: Olea europaea var. sylvestris
Lineage: Eukaryota; Viridiplantae; Streptophyta; Magnoliopsida; Lamiales; Oleaceae
Exons: 3
Coding region: 493-1536 (347 amino acids)
Source: RefSeq, a predicted model, not a curated record